Messenger RNA from Micropterus salmoides (largemouth bass), 3915 nucleotides. Its product is annotated as spermatogenesis-associated protein 2. The record is from RefSeq and is a predicted model, not a curated record. Gene Ontology annotation, cellular component: cytoplasm. The transcript is spliced from 6 exons. The coding region runs from base 123 to 1793 and encodes 556 amino acids. NCBI's taxonomy places the organism in Eukaryota, Metazoa, Chordata, Actinopteri, Centrarchiformes, Centrarchidae.
AUUUUGUGUGUGAGUGCGAGCAGAGCUACUCUCACUUUCACUUCCUCGUCAGGAUGUUUGACAGCUAUACUUCCUCAUUCUAGUUUGACCGGGUUAGCUGUGUGUUCGUCGGUGUGACAGUCAUGAAGGACGGUGUCGGAGCAGGACAACAGGCGGAGGUAUCCCGCCAGGAGCUUUUCGAGGAUUAUGUGAACUGUUACCAGCUGUGUACAGAAGUUCGGCCGUGCCGCGAUGCCUCGCUGCUGAAGAAGGCGGGUCACUAUCUGCUUAGGGAACCAGAACCUAGAGGGACUUCCACAGUGUUCCCAGUCUACCAGGUUCUAACAGAGGGGUCUAGAGCCCCGAGCACAGACUACAGGAAACUCCUGUCUGCUGUCAUCAAAGCCGCCGAACUGCUGGAAACCCUCUGCGUCAAUCUGUUCCUCCAUCCCUGGAAGAAGGAAAUCAAGGCAGUCAAGACUUUUACAGGCCCAUUUGUUUACUGUCUCCUGCCAGUUCUCAGCAGUUCUACCAUUCAGUCAGUCCUGGCCUCUAUUGGCUACCUGCCCCAUGCUGAAACUCCUCAAAGUGAGUACAGACUCAGUGAGGAUGCUAACCCAGACAGAGCCAUGCUGGUGGGCUUUGAGCUGCUGCUGGCCAGGGUCGAAUGUUACCACCUCCUGGAGCUCCUGGAGAAGGAUCAGCUGGGACCUCAGGAGUGGCUGGAGGUUCUCCAGAGGAGAGCGGGGCCUACAAAACUGGAGGAACCUACAGAACCGAAGACAACAAUAGCACAAAAGGAAGAGGAGAAGAAGGGAGAGGCAGAUAGACAUAAGGCACCUCUAAGUUUGAGCCGCAGGCUUGGAGCGAAACCCCAGCCCAAGCCUCGACACUGUCACCGCGCCAGUGUAGACCAGUCCAUUAUGGAGAUGCAGCUGACCUACCCUGACCUGGCCUUCAGGGGCCGUCCUCUGCUCACGGACAAACCUCGCCGAGCAAACAGCAGCAGGAGCAGCAGCAGUAAAUCUGUUCACACUGCCAGCACUACUAACUAUAGUGACGACAUGAAGGCUGCUGAUCUCCCCACAAGAGAUUGUAUUAAAGGGACCAAAGCUACUGCUACAUCUAUCCGCAGUAGAAAUGAUGGCAGCAAAGCUGAAGAAGUGUUUGGCGACGAUGGCAGAAGCAGUGGUUGUAAUAAAAGGAACAGCGGUGGGACCGCCAUCAGCUGCAGCUUCAGUAACAGCGACGGAAGCAGUGCUGAUGAUGAGCUCAGUGGUCCUCAGGCCAUUUCCCUGCACAUCGUACUGAGAGCUGGAUCCACAGCAGAGCAGGGCCAGAAGCCUGCAGAGUCUCAGCCCACAGCAGAGCCUCCUUCCUGGAUACAACAGCAGACUGCAGCAGGCGACCCUCCCUCUCUGAGCUCCAUGGACGAGGAGCAGGAGCUGAGAAGGUUGGAAGAGAGGAUGGGCCAGCUCCGUGUGCAGGAGACUGAAGAGGAAGUGAAGAGAGGGGAGGAGAACACCAAGAAGGAGAGGAAGGUGAGCACAGAGCAGAACCUGAGGAAGCCGGUGACGGAGACGUGUCUAGCGCUGAGCCGUAGACACAGCAGAUCCUCUCAGAAGGAUCCUGUGGUGAUAAAAGAGCAGAAGCAGCCCACUGUGGGCCAGCCCUCACUGCCGACCGUCGGCUCAGCAGACUGUCAGAGCUGUAAAGAGGGAGGCAGCGCAGGGCAGCUGGAAGAAGAUACCGUCCGAAGAGAGGAGGAACAGCUGGCACAGAGCUUUGUUAUAAUCGAUAAUCACAAGAAAUAAAGUGCUCUCCGGGUUCAUUUACAUCUACUGUGAUGUAUAAUGACAAAACUACUGAGCAUACAGCUGGGUCGGUCUGUAAGCCAAUUUUGAACAGCUCUCAGGAAUUGAUUCAGCAGCUUUGGGUGCACAGUUUGUUUCCCAUAUUUGGCUGUUAAGUUGCAUUCAAACCUCCCAUUAUUCUGACUUGGGAGUGUUCACAAAGUAUUCUAGGACGGUUACCUUUAUUGCAACUCCUGUUGUCUAUCCAUAUAAAUAGUCUGUGAAACCAGAUAGAAGACAGUGCAGAAGUCCAGUUCAAUUACACUAUAUGGACAAAAGUCCUGGGACAGUACUGUUUCAGUGUGACGAUGCACCUGUGCACAAAGCCGGCUCCAGAAAGAAAUGGUUUCCCCAAUUUGUUGUGGAAGAACUUGAGUGGCCUGCACAGAGCCCUGAGCUCAAACCUAUCCAACACCUUUGGGGUGAACUAGAACGGAGAUUGGAAGCCAGGCCCUCUCGUCAAACAUCACUCUCUGACCUAACAAAUGUUCUUCUUGGGCAAAAAUUCCCACUAGCACACUCCACCAUCUUGUAGAAAGCCUUCACAGAAGAGUGGAAGCUGUUAUAGCUGCAAAGGGGGGACCAGGUCCAUAUGAAUGCCUAUGGAUUUAGAAUGGGAUGUCAUAAAAGUAAUGUAGGUGUCCCAGUACUUUUGUAUACUAUAAUAUAGUGUAGCUGAAAUGCCUGUUAAUAUUGGUAUGAAGGCUUUGCAGCUGCUUUGUCAGUUUUUUUGACACUUCUGUAAUAUGGAAUCUGUCAGAAAUAUCUCAGACUGAGAAUUAAUCUUAAUUGUAUUAUAUAAAUUGCAGGUAUAUUUAUAUGUAGUACAUCACUGAGUACAGUGCACAUGUUUAAUGUUAGUCUGUGUAUUAAAACACCUGUCCGUUAAUUGGAGAGUAAUAGCAGGCUGCAGCUGUUAAUUAAAAUUGUGAAUCAGAAUUUGCCUUGUUUAAACAAUUCACGACGCUGACUGAGCAGCAGAUCAGAAGCCUUAUGCUACUUAAAAUGUCUGUUCAGGUCAUAUCCAACACUUUGCUGUCCUCUCAGUUUGAAUUUUCCAAAAAGUGAAAAACAAACUGCUAUAAAAAUAGCAACAGAAACCAAGUUGCUUCCUCAAAUUUAGUGAAUUCCUCUCACCCCCUCAACACAUUGGCCUGUACGUCCACUCAUGCUCUGGAAACCUGAUUAUUGCUCAUGCCUUUGGCCUUACUGUAGAUUAAUUACAGCUCAGAUGCUUGGUUUAGUUGUUGAUUUCAUUAAUCAUCAUGCUAUCGUGAAUCAAAGGAUGAAAAUAAAUUCAUCAGUUCAUCAUCAGUUCAAUUCAGUCAUUUACAUCACUUAUGUAAUUUGAAACCUACUGCUGAACAGGAUGUUUCAGUCCACUCAGGAAGAUAUGUAUAUAGAUAGAAUAUCAAUAUUGCAAAUUAAGCCUAGAUACUGUUUGAAGUAUGGUUGUCACAGGGGUUUGGGUUAGGGUUGGGGUUCCAAUGUAAGUUCUAAGAAAACUUCUGCCAUUAUUUUUAUGAAAUAACAUAAUUUCUUCUGUCUUCAAAGUUUUGGUGUGAAAGGUCGGCCUUUGUCAUUGUCUUAUUCUAACGGUGGAACAGUGGAGAGCACCGUGGCCUCACAGCAAGGUCUGGGUUUUGAUCCUUAGUUGUUAUUUAAAUGGUUUCAGUCCCAGUUGUAUGAUCAUCGGGUCAUCCUAAGCCUGAAAUAAAAGUCUGAUGGGGAUCAAAACAUUCCAGCCUAAUAAAAUAAAUGUGUGGUCUGGAGUUAGCGUGCAGGCUUUACUCUUUUCAUUGAUACUGAUCUCCUGGCCAAAAGCACCAGAGCCUUCAAUCAAAUAUUUGUUCAUGGGAACAAUAUAUAUGUAACAAAAUAAUCAAAGCCCAAAUGUGCAUUUGGUAGUUUUCUGAGCUUCUAACUACAUGUCACAGCCCAGCCAUGUACCAGAGGGACUCUCACCUGGAUGGACUGUAAGAACAUCAAGCCGACCUCAAGUAGUCAGCACCCACCACAAACCAUUCAACACCUUAAUGGCCUUAUAAGUUUAUUUUCUCAAUAAACAAAAACUGUUUGCAAA